This is a messenger RNA of Salvia splendens (bonfire salvia), 824 nucleotides long. RefSeq lists its product as uncharacterized. The record is from RefSeq and is a predicted model, not a curated record. The transcript is spliced from 3 exons. Lineage: Eukaryota; Viridiplantae; Streptophyta; Magnoliopsida; Lamiales; Lamiaceae. The coding region runs from base 369 to 704 and encodes 111 amino acids.
GGGAAAAUCGAAUGUGGAUAUUUCUAUCCUUGAUCUCUUGUCCAUUUCUGGUUUGGGGGUCUUUGGAAGAAUUAGUUUCAUUCCUUUCACUUUUCAGAAACUUCCCACUCCCACUUCCUCUCUCAAGUUCUCCACACCUCCCUGUUCCGCCGCCCACCUCGCUACCUCCGGCGCCCCAAUCGCCGAGCCCUCCCGGACUCCAUCUCUCUCGUUGCUCCUUCUCUCUUGCCCUCCCAUUGCCGCUCGUCUCCUCUCAUCGAUAACAUCCAACACCGUACAUCGCCGUCGCGCAUUUGGAGGGGAGGGAGCCGGACCUGGAGUCGUGCGUUAGUAACGGGUCUUGUAUACAGUUGCGGGCCUUAACAAGAAUGAAUCUCGCAAACCAAACGGCAGAUUGUAUGGUUUGUCAAAUGUGUAGUGUUUGUUCAAAGAAAAGACAAUAUGAUCCGAUUGAUUAUGAGUGUAUUGACAAAGUAGAGUUUUGGGUGAUUGACGAAAAUGCUAAUGAAGAGCUUGAUUAUGAGGAGUUGGAGGAAAUGUUAGAUGAAGAACAAGCAAAAGGUGAUGAAGAUGAUAUAAUGGUGAUUAAUGAUGACGAAAUUGAUUUGUCAAGAUUUGAUGAUGAUGGAAAUACUGGUAGCAUCAACGAUGGUUUUUGUGACUUGAGUUGCAUUAAGCUUGAAGUUGGAAAUGAAAGUGAUUGAGAUGGUCACUAAGUAUUUUGUUUUGAGUUCGUAGCUUGGUAUUUUGAUAAAGACUUAUGUAUUUUGAUAAAGACUUGUGUAUUUAGAUAUUUGAACUUAUUGGUCUUGUGUAUUUUGGUA